This is a messenger RNA of Toxorhynchites rutilus septentrionalis, 663 nucleotides long. RefSeq lists its product as uncharacterized. Gene Ontology annotation, biological process: DNA integration. The record is from RefSeq and is a predicted model, not a curated record. Gene Ontology annotation, molecular function: nucleic acid binding. The transcript has a single exon. The coding region runs from base 1 to 663 and encodes 220 amino acids. Lineage: Eukaryota; Metazoa; Arthropoda; Insecta; Diptera; Culicidae.
AUGCCGGAGAGCCUAAAAACAGAUAAUGGUCCCCAAUUCAGAAGCGAUGAAUUCAGAAAUUUCUGUGAUCAAUAUGGUAUCAAACUUCGUAAUAGUACACCAUAUUGGCCUCAAGCGAACGGUGAAGUGGAGCGAGUGAAUGGAAUGUUGAAAAAGCAUCUAAAGAUAAGCCAGGUGAAGGAUACAGACUGGAAGUGGGAUCUCCGAAUGUGCGUACUGACGUAUAAUUCAACACCUCACUCAACCACCGGGGUGGCACCAUCCGUAUUGAUGUUUGGUCGGGUUAUGAAGGAUAAAUUACCAUCUAUUUCAGUCGACUCCGGCGAAAUUUUGGAAGAAGUGAAGGACAGAGAUAGAGAACAGAAACAGAAAAACGAAGAAUACGCAAAUGCUAGACGACAUGCAAGGAAUAGUAAUCUUCAAUCUGGUGAUAUAGUUGUUGUAAAGAGACCAAUGAAAGAACACAAGCUCGCAUCCAACUUCAGCCCAGAGGAGUGGGAAAUUAUUGAUAAGAACGGAUCCGACGUAACGCUGCGUUUCAAGAUAUCAGAUCGAGUAAUUCAUAGAAAUACAGCUCAUUUAAAACGGCUUCAUUCACGAGACGAUGAGGAUGUCCAGAUAUCUUCAGAAGACGAUGGUGCCGAGGGUGUCUUUUCGAAGUGA